CCAUAUUUGCUUAGAGAUGAUCUUCUGGUGGAAAGGGAAGCCGAGUUGGUGAUAGAGCCUGGGGUGGAGUUGAAAUUCUCACCCAUGGUUGGAAUUACCGUUCGAGGGAAAUUGGUCGCUGUGGGUAAUCAUGAUAGUAAAAUAACAUUUACGAGUACAGAAGAACCAGUGAAGUCAUCACAAUUACCUGCAAUCAGACUGGUUGAUGGUCCUUCUAUCCUCGCUGGCAGGGUGCAAAUACUGCACAAGGGCCAGUGGAGAUCAGUAUGCACGAAUUCUAGAAAUUGGACUAUCAACGUUAUGGAGACUGCGUGCAGGCAAUUAGGUUUCAUGGGCGGAACGUUUUACAACUGGAUGGACAGGCAGCCGGGUCGGCGUGCCCGCCUCUUAUACGAGGAGCCCAAGUGUAAAGGAACCGAGUACGAUAUAUUCCAAUGCGACUGGAAUUCCAGACAGCUCGGCUCCGGCGUCUGUGAUUAUCACCCGGACCUCGGCAUUCAAUGUUUACCCCACCAUGAUGAUAAUGAAAUUAGAAACUUCGGACAGCAUUGGAGAGGAUUGAGAUUUGAAAAUGCAGUCUUUGAAAGGAUACUGACAGCUGCGAAUACACUAUACAUCCCUACCUCUAUGUCUGUACUGAAACAUGUAGUUAUAAGAAAUGCUGGAUUAGGUCGAGAUAAUAAUGCUACUAGUGCCUUAGAUGUAAUAGGUGUGCCUCCUGUCAUGGAAGACAUUAAAAUAACAAAUUCCGCCUUCAACGCUAUUAACGUAACUUCUUCAAACGCCCCAAUAGUCAUAAACAAUUGCACUAUACAAAAUAAUAGAGGAUAUGGUGUAUACGUUAAUUCCACGUAUGGAAUGGCCAGAAUUGAAAACUGUUUGAUUUCUGAAAAUGGCGGUGAUGGUGUCAAAUACGUCGUUCAUGAACUUGCUAUUAAUGAAAAGUUCGAUCGUAGUGAAAUAUUUGACCUUUGUACUCUAGCGUCAACACCUAGUCAAACAUUUCCGAUACAAAUGUCAAUAGAACAAUCUAGAUACUCGAAUAUGGAAAGAGAUUGCCAUCAAAAAUUCUAUACGAGGCCAGAUCACGUGCUUACAUUGAGUUUUUUGAAGCUUUUAACGAAUACUAAUAACACAGGAGAAAUAUUCAUUUACGAUGGUUUGACCUCAGACGAUAAACUACUGCUAUCGUUCGGCAUACGAAACCAUACACGUCCUCAAAGUGUUACAUCUACUAGAAAUCGUAUGUAUGUGAGAUUCCAUGCAAACACACGAACAGAUAUUAUUGGUUUCUUACGAUUAACAUCUGGAUUGAGUAAAACGUACGAUUUGAACGUUACGGAUACAAUUAUAUCAGAUAAUAAUGGCAGAGGCGUUGUUAUUGAAAACUUAAGAUCUCAAAUUCAUAUCCAUCGAACAUCAAUAUCGAAUAACAAUCACGUUGCGGGACUUCAAGUUUUAAAUGGUGCAGGAGAUGUUAACAUAACAGAGAGUAGAAUAUCUUUCAAUCAAGGCGAUGGCAUAAACAUUACUGUCACUGGAGGGAACAGAAAUAUAUCUAGAAGCACUGUGAGUUCAAAUAGCGGAUAUGGCAUUGCUGUAUGGAUAAAUAAUACCAGAGAAACAGAAUACAUACCUGUAAAUCAAACGACUGUGGUAGAAUAUUCAGAAGUUUUUAAAAACUUAGAUGUGGGAAUAUUACAUGGAAACUUUUGUGGUGAUAGUUGGGUUAAUUUGACUGGAAAUUGGUUCAAUUCAAGUGUCGAAAGCACAGUUGAUAUAGCAUCCUGUUGGAGAUUUAACGAUCCUCCAAAAUUGCUCAAUUUGCAAAUAGGUCAUAAUAAAUUUUAUCAAAAUCGUCGGGUGCCAAUAAGAUUACAGCCAGCUUUAAAUGUUCUGGGAAAAAUUGAAUACAAUUAUUUUGAACAUGGUGAUUAUGGUGCUAUUGUAAUAAUGAAUCGCAUAGAGGGCAAAUAUUUGGAAGAAUUUGAAAUACUUCCUUCAAGAUUUCAUAUUCAACACAACUAUUUCUAUGGCAAUAGAGGUCCCUUUGUUGUUAACCUAGGUCUAUCACCAUAUAGUGACUUACAGUACAUUCUUUUCUCGAGAAACUAUCUAAGAGAUAACAAAAUAAGAGAACCUUUUGAACCUUUGGAAGGAAUACCAUCCCGUCUAACUCCUAGAAGCAGAGUAGCAGCAACAAUUGUUUUGGCAUCAAGCAAUAUAGAUGUAUUUAGAAAUAUAAUUAAUAACCCGGAAGCACAAUAUGAAAUCGGAUCUCACGUCGAAGACCAAAGUAAAAUCCUAAACUGUACAUACAACUGGCUUGGUUUUGGAGAAGAAGAAAAGGUUUACAAUAGACUGUUUCAUAGAAAAGAUCGCUACAACUUGGCUAGAAUAAUUUACAUGCCUUAUCUCCUCCAUAGUAGUAAUCCUGGCGCGACACAAAUUAAUUACAACUCAUUAUUCGUUCCACAAUUUAAUAUACCAGGCUCUUUUGUUGUAGGAGGUGAAGUAGAAGGCAUAGAGAUUUUAAGACAAGGCGAAUAUGAUGUUGACAAGGAUAUAAAUAUUCGGCCUGGAGGUAAACUAGUUUUACAGUCAGGUGUAACAUUAAAGUUUCCACCAUCCAUAGGAAUGAUGAUUGCAGGCAAACUUGACGCGAGAGGAAAACGUCCUAAUGAUAUCACUUUCACGUUAAAAGAGGAUGUUAUCAUGAGUAACGAUAGUAUUUACGAAACGGAUACUGAAAUAGAGCCAACUACUCCAGGUUAUGUGGAACCAGUUAUACCAAUAAGACUUCUAGGAGGACGAACACAAUACGAAGGAAGAUUACAAGUAAGGCUGGAUGACAAAUGGGGAACAGUUUGUAAUUAUGGUUGGAAUAUUAUAAAUGCUGCUUUAGUUUGCAAUCAACUAGGACUAGCUCUAAAUCCAAGUGAUUGGUUUUUAGAGCCUAAUGAAAUUCCGAAUGCUGGGACAACUGAAGACAUUAUUCUAUCUAAUGUUGAAUGCACAGAAUUCGAUAACGAUAUAACUAAAUGUAAAGCGGAGACUGUUGAACAUUUUGAAAAUUCUUGCACACAUGAAAAUGACGUUGGACUCCGAUGCUACGAAACAAGCUGGGCUGGCCUAAGAUUCAGUGUUCUCGCUGAGCGGUCUGACAUGCAAUACUUAAACAUUGAAAAAGCUGGUCUUUUAGAUUAUUCUUCAAAUAUUUUCAAACCAGCACUACAAAUUGAUUUUUCUCGACAUGGGUUAGAAAGUGUAAAAGUAUCAAAUAAUUACCAUGAUGGUUUGGGCAUUUUAUACUCUGAUUUAUAUGGGGCUGAUGCUAUAAAUACUAUAAGAAACUCAGAAUUUAGUAACAAUAAAGGAAGCGGUAUAAGUUUUAAGCAAUUAGGACUCAAAAUACACAGUACGAUAAUAGAAAACAACGAAAUAGCGGGAAUUUCACAUAAUCCACACCUAACGGGACUUCAGCAGAGAGAAUUAGCAGGAUGGUUUAAUUUAGACCCAGGUUUGAAUGUUGAUGAACUGAAUUAUAGACCGAUAAUGAUUCCGGAUUAUGAGACAGAUAUAAGUUUAGUUAAUGGUGAAACGCGGCAUUUAGUAUUCAACAAACAUUAUGGCGAAAAUAUUAUCAAAACCUACAAUAUUCGAUGCAACCCAGGUUAUGUUCUUGGAUUACAACUUUUAAAUCCUAUUCACAACUUUUCAACGGAGAGUAUUUGUAUUUACGAUUCACAGAACAUUAACGAAGGAAGUGCUAAAUGGUGUCUAGAUCGAGAUUUAUCAACUUUCCCUACUACGAGUAGUAGUUUUGGAAUUGUCUUAAAUUAUGAGAGUGGACGAACUGCUUUAGGAGGUGUUGUUUUAGUUGUAAGCACAAUCACUGCCCCAGUACAAAACAUAAGAAAUCGGAUUGUUAAAGGCCCAGUGCCGACACUGCAAAUAGUUAAUUCUAAAAUCAAAGGAAAUACAAAAGGUGUCAAAGCACUUUACUAUAACCGCUACUUAAACGAAUUAGGAGAUCACUUUUUACGAAAAGCUAAUGAGACAAUAAAACUAUUUAACUGUGAAAUAGCUCACAACAAAGAAGAAGCUAUUUUCGUUAAUACUCCGUACUGGGAUAUCCAUGACAGCAAUAUUACUGAAAUUACUAUAAUGGUAAACAAUAGUUUGAUUACAGACAACGGCAAAGGAAUAUAUCAUUUUGCUAGAGAUUUAAGAAGCUCAAAUAAUCUUUACCAUUACGUACUCCAAGAUAAUACAAUUGAAAGAAAUAAAUAUGGAGGCUUUGAUGUUGCUCUACCUUAUGUAUGGCAAUACAACGAGAAUUUUACCCAUUCUAUUUUUAUGUACAACAACACCUGGAGGAAUAAUCAAAACUUUGGAUUGGUAAUCGACGGUCAUUUUGCUGAAGUUAACAUUACUAAAAAUGUUUUUACGGACAACAUUUGUAAAAACGGUUUGAUAACCGUAAGAGGCAUGGAAAAGAAAAUGAAGAUCGAUGGGAAUUCUGUCCAAAGAAAUAAUGGCCAGUACAUGGUCCAGUUUUACAUGGACAGUCAGAGUGAAAUAAUGGGAUUUGUAUAUGCGGUGUUUGUUUACAAUCAAAUCAAAAAUAAUUAUUAUUCGUCUACCGUCAGCAGAGGCGCAUUAUAUGAAACUCUAAAUCCAACAUACGUAAUAGGCUUUAAAGGAAUACAGAAAGUAAAAGUUAGUAGGAAUCUGUUUGGGAAUAACGCCCUACAAUAUACUUUGGUAGCGGGCAUCAAAACUGCUAAAAUCGACAAUUUACUAGAUGUAACUGAGAAUUGGUGGGGAAGCGCUGAUGAGAAAGAGAUUAAAAAACAGAUUUUCGAUUUUGAUGAUUGGAAUAAUCAUGCGAUUGCUACCUAUCUUCCAUAUUUACUUGAGGAUAGCCUCGAUGCAAGCGUGUCUAUAACUUUUUCUACAGAAAAUUCGAUCGAUUUGCUCGGUGGGCGACUAAAUGCUGAUCUAACAUUGAAUCCACGACCAGAACCUUACAUAGUAAAAUCCGAUAUCACAGUAAUGCCGGAAGUGACAUUAACUAUAAACCCAGGGGUAACUUUAGAGUUUGCACCGAAUGUAGGUAUACUAGUAAUGGGAACCUUACGGGCCGUUGGUCUUGCGAGACACCCUAUAUUAAUGAGACCAAUUUCAUUAAAUGAAAACAGCGAAGUAAGCAACAUUAAGAAGAGGGAAGUUGGACAAUAUUCUUCAAGUCAUCAUAAGCAUAGAAGGCAAUUGGAGAAUUUGAUGGUACAAAAAUCUAUUAGAUUAUGCACAGGAAGAAAUUGCUCUAUAAAUGAUAUUAAUAUCGGAAACACAAACGAAGGUUUCUUAGAGUACUACAACAAGACUACAUUGCAAUGGGUACCGAUGUGUGAUAACCGUUUUACAGAAAGAAACGCGCAAGUCGUUUGUCGAGAGUUAGGAUUCGAUCCUAUUAACGUUUUCUUUGCUCACGAUCGCAGAGUUGAAUAUCACAGCAGCUCUUUAUCCAGAAUUUGGUCUUGGCCUGAGCCUUUACAAUGCGUCGGAACUGAAUAUCGGUACGAGGAUUGUCCUAUCAGAUUGAACGGUCAAUUAUACGGACAUAGGCAUGAAUGCAAAUGGGAUUCAGACUUCGUGUUCAUACACUGCGGUGAAAGAAAUUUAGAAGAAGGUCUCGAUUACUGGGGUGGUAUACGUUUUACUUACCCAGAAUUUGAGUACUCACUCUAUGAACAUAGAAUUCACGACCAUCAUACUCACGAAACUCUGAAAAAAGUGGAGAGUGUCUUAGAAAAUGUGCAUAUAAUGGGGGCUGGUAUUUUACACAAUGAAAAGUCUCCAGCUGUUCAAAGUAUAACAAAAAAUCCAAGCAUCCAAAAUAUAAACAUUACUCGAUGUGCACAUCAUGGAAUCAACAUCAUAUCGCCUACGGACACUAUAAACUUAAUGUCUAAUUCGAUAAACGAUAUUCUAGGUGAAGGAAUAAGUGCCAUAUCAUUAACUGGUGAAGGUAGAGAAUCGGAAGAAUCUAGUUUUACGCCUUUAAAAGACUUGAAUCUUCCUUACCAUCUGUUUUCUGUCAUUGAUAUUUGCGACAGCACUAAAGUAAUUACGGUUGAAGAACGCGUGCUUCUAUAUUACAAAUACGAUAACAAUCCAGUAAAUUGUGUCAAGAUCUUCAAGAGCAUGUUUAGAGUGAAACCAUUUGGUUUUCGCUUGCUCCAGUUUAACUUAUUCAACCAUACAUUAAACUAUGGAAAACGUGAUUCUCUCAGUUUGUAUGAUGGUGAUAUUUACAAUAUCACAGCUCCUCUCAUUGGAUAUUUGGAAAAUGGAUCUCCUGAAGAAAAGAAGCUUUUUAGAACAGAAGGGGCGAGUUUGAGUGUGAAAUUGUUUGCAAAUGGCGCUUCUUCAGUACAUGGAUUUAUUGCAGAAGUCGUAACUCUACCUAUAUCAGCUAUAGGACUCAACCGUGACGUCCAACACAAUAUAUCGAACAGUGAGUUUAUAAAGAAUAGAGAUGGCGCAAUCACGUACCAAUCAGUCGGCGAAGUCAAUCCGUUAGUAGCGAUGACAAGGAACGAGAUAACUGACAAUUGCCUCAAGUUGUACGGUAACUUCACCACCUGCCCAGCCGCUGUCACAGUUGAUGUGCAGAAUACACAGACGUUGGUAUUCAGAAACAACUUGGUGAGGAAGAACGUGGGAGGUCUGCUAGUACGCGCAGAUUCCAGAGGCUCUGCGACAUCUCUACGCGGCUGGAUUCAUAAUAACUUGUUCUAUGAGAACCACGAUCUUUCUUGUCUUAGAGUUGAAGGACGUCAAUCCUCCCCCUACCAAGAGGUGACCAUCUAUCGUAACUAUUUCACUCGUAACCGUGCUCAAUACAAAGACGUGAUAGUGCUACAUCAGGUUGUCUCCAAUUUCACUCAUAACUACGUGCAUGAGAACACGGGACAGAGAAUCUUAGACGUGUCCGGCUUCGAUAAAGUUCGCCUGCCGAUCUACCAGACUACUUCGCAUAAUGGAUUUUACAAAAAUUACGCACUCGACCGACAAGGACGCGCUACCGUGGUCGCCGGCACUGCAGGACAACACUACGUAGACAAUGUCUUCUUCAAUCCCGACAAUGAUUAUGAAAUGAUUACUGUUAACCGUUCUAUUGCACUAGAGCUAUGGAGGACUCGUAUCGACGCGAAGCAUAAUUACUGGAGUUACAACGAGAGCUUGGCUGUCGCUGGACGUAUACGAGAUCGAUCCGACGAUCCACUAUUACUCGAGGUGGACUACCAGCCGUACCACAUGAACAACGUGUCGGUGCUGGGCGGCGGCAAGUGCCCGCCCGGCUGGGACGCGGUGGCCGGCACCUGCUACAUGUACGUCGGCGCGCCCAUGACCUACCAGGAGGCCAGGCAAUUCUGCUCGUCUGACAACGCGUCAAUGCCAUACGUGGGCGAUAACUACGAUGCACUUUACGAGUUCAUCCGACGUCAGAGCCAGUGGUUCCAGUACGGGGACCGCGUGUGGGUUAACCACUACGACUACUUCACGCAAUGCACCUCCUUCGCAUUCUCCACCGUCGAUAUCACUGACUGUAACAGAAAGAAUGCAUUUGUAUGUGAAAUAGAUCCAAAGAUAUCCAUCGACCCGCUGUCGUGGCAAGGAGACACGCUGGCGGUGGCGUUCAUCGGCGUGCUGGUGGCGGCCGUCGUGCUGGUCGGCGCAGCUCUCAUCUGCUGGUACUCCAAGUCGAAACAUAGACAUGUGCAGCGUCUAGAGCGCCGGAAUUCGAUACGUCAGUCGCUGCACUCGGUGCGCUCCAUCGGCAGCAUUAACGGAGGCUUCCCUGAUAACUCAUACAGACGGAAACUCGCACAAAUGAGUACAAGAUCAACCGACACAUUGACAAAGGGCUCGGAUUACCGCAAAAUACUCGCGUCCACCACCUCCAUGGAAUCUAUGGAGAAAAGCCAAUUUAAUUCCUCCAUAGAAGAUAACCAAAGCUUCGAUAUCUACGAGGCGCAUAACCCUAGCAACAUCAUACAACUCAAACACAGCACAUUCAAUAAAAAACCAACACCAGAGUACUCCGUACCAGAAACCAGACCUUACAACUUGGGGUACCGGAACGAAGGGUACAAAGAAAAUCCCGGUAUCAUAGAAACCCCUAUUGGUACAACAGAAGAGUUACCCAUAAUCCAUCAUCCAGGGGGACUUACAUCACCUGAUGAUGAAACUCUGUCACCGGAUACUCAAUAUUUCACAUCAGAUACGUUACCAUUAAGGCCGUUAAACACAGAUCCUUUAGCGUUAAAACGGGAGUUAGAAAAGGAGGGGAAGAUAUACGGUCCGUACGGGACACCCGACUAUGGUGCACAGCCAAAGCUAUCUUUUCUAAUGGAGUUAAGGUCUAAAAUGCCGGAGCCACCUCAGCCCGGCGCUGUACCGACUACUACGUUUGGACAGAGAACUGACACGCCAGACCAACAGCAAUUCUUCGACGAUACAAUCACAUCUACGCCGCAACCACAAUACUACGACUCGCAGUCAGAAGCCCUCGCGAGUUACGACUCGAGCCCGAACUCAUCCAACACGUACCCAGAGUUACAUUCCCGCUCAAAAUCAGAAGCAUUACUCGAAACAAACUUCGACUUCGACGAAACGACGCCGACGAUCACCGAAGAUAGCCGAUCUUACAGCCAACCAUUGGAAACUGCCAUGUAAUAAACUAAAAUAAUACAAAUGAUAAAGUGCAAUUAACGUCACCAAGAUGCUUUACUCAAAUUACCGUAGAAUUAAUAUUUGGUUAAAAUAAUUGUACGAGAAAUCGCUUCAUUAUCAAAAUUGAUUUUGUAUGUCAAUUGUCAAAUAUGCCGCGAAAACUUCUGCGAUGAUCAAUGUUGCAAUUUAAUUAUUUUCUCCAAGAAUUAUGGGAAAAUUUGAAAUUUAAAUUGACGAUGAUUAGACAAUUUUGAUAAUCAUUUUCAGUGAAUGUAGAAGUGUUCUUAAAUAUUCUUCAUUUAUUAUUACUAGUUACUAAUUAAGUAUCUUGAAGGGAUAAUUGUUGGGGUGGUAGAAAUCAACGUGGAAGAAGCAAAUAAAAGACUGACAAUAUUUUUCACGUAAAUGUUCUAUUGCAUUUAUAUAUUUAGCUUCGUUUAGUGUUCAUUCCACGCUUUCGUUUUAUUAUAAUGUAAUUAAUAAAUAUUACUAAAUGAAUACAAAUAAGUUGCCUUUGAAAAUUUAUAUAUCAGUUUAAAUUCAAAUCUUGCUUCUGCAAACAAUUGCAACACAGUAAAAUUAAACUAUGUAUUUUAUUCACAAAUUAAGCAAGAUCUCAUUUAAGUAAAAUAAUUAAUCUUUAAGAAAUACAAUUAUUCAUUGUAAAAUGAUUUGUUUUCCAAACUUGGAGUAUAUUUGCUUGUUAAAAAACAAGUUACUAACGUAUCAAUAACACUUAGGUGGAUAUUUAAUUAGAUAUGCAGAUUAAGCUAAAUCAUUUUUAUAACUUUUAGAAGUGUAGUACUAAGUCCAUGUAAUGUGUCCGUCCCUAGGUUAAAUUAAAAUAAACAAAGAAAUAUUUUAAUAUACAUUAUUUUCUCAUGUAUAGUUUUCUUUUAUAUUUGUGUUUAAUGCCACUUUUAUUUUUAAAUAAAUUACAUCACAUGCAUUUUAGCAUUUAAAAAAGGUCUAUUUAUAAAUAUUAUGAAAAUUUUGUUUAUGCUUUAAUUGUUACAUUGUACAAACGUAGAAAACAAAAUAA
This is a messenger RNA of Papilio polytes (common Mormon), 9787 nucleotides long. RefSeq lists its product as uncharacterized. NCBI's taxonomy places the organism in Eukaryota, Metazoa, Arthropoda, Insecta, Lepidoptera, Papilionidae. The transcript is spliced from 14 exons. Gene Ontology annotation, cellular component: membrane. The record is from RefSeq and is a predicted model, not a curated record. Bases 85 to 8748 code for a protein of 2887 amino acids.